AUGCGCCUUUAUCUGUUAUAAAAAUCUCAUCGGCCAUAUUGGUGUGUUGUAUUGUUCGCUCAGUAAUUUCCGAGUUAAAUAAGCAGAGAGAGUGCAGCAUGACGGAUUCCAUGAAGUUUGGUCCAGAAUGGUUGCGCAAUCUGUCUGGAGACAGUUGUAAUUCCGGUGGUGGUGGUGGUGGUACAGCCAACCUGAUCACCCCUCGGUACCAGUUGGCAGAGCAUAGAUACGGCAGAGAAGAGAUGCUGGCGUUAUUCGAUCGUAACUGCAAGCCACCGGAGGGACUGUUAAGCCUCCAGACCAUCUACGUGGAGAAGACCCUAUUACCCCUUGCGUUCAUACCAAUGACAGAGGACGAAACGCGAGUGUGGAGCGGUGGUGUAAGCAGUGCUGGUGGUCGUGGUAGAGGUGGGAGUGUCGAUCGUGGUGGUCGUGGAAGACUAGGACGUGGUGGAAUGUACUCUUUCAGUCGUGGUCCUGGAGGCUUCGAUGACUCUGGCGAAGGGAGUAGACUUGAUUCACAGCCAUACCAGGGUAGAAGAGUUUACGAUAGAUCACAGAGUGAGAGAGGAUGGUCUGAGAGAAAUGGGGUGGCAGAUACUGGUGAGUGGAAUGGCUCGACGAGCCCCAGGAAGGAGAUGAGUCGAGGGGCAAGUGGUAGUUCACUGAUGGAGAGCAAUUGGAGACGACCUCGAGCAGCUGGUGAUGAGGAGGAGGGCUGGAGGGUUGCCUCUAAUAAUCGUAAUGAAAAAUGGAUCAGAGGUAAUUGGAGAGAUGGUGGUGGUGAACGAGAGAGAAUGGAUCGUGGUGAUACCGAUGGAGAUGAUGGCCGAGGUGGUGGACGUUGGGAGACUCGAACGAGUCACAGAUUAUCCCACGAUUCUCAUCAUCAUCCACCGAGAACUGCUCGUACUUGGGAGUCCAAUCAUCACGAUAAUCACGAUAAUUUGCCUGAAUGGGCGACUGAGAAUCCCAGCGAGAGUGGUGGAAGUUUCGAUGCAUCUGGCGCCUUCCAUGGGGGAAUAUUCUCCGACGAGGAUGAGGAGGGAAUGACUGGUGAGGGGAGACACCGGCGUACCUCCGAGGGUAACAAUAAUACUAAAGCUGGAGCCAAAUUGACAUAUGGACACAAUGUCAUUCGUCAGAGUAACUCCACGAGCACUGUAACAAGAGAGAGGCCAAAGUCUCUCCAUCCAUUCGACGGCAAGGAGACACCAGCGAAUCAAGAACGAAGAAGUGCUUCCCCGACAAAACCAGCGACUACUUCAAGCGCUCUAAACACUAAUCCAGUAGUGAUAGAAGCAGGGAGAAAGGUCCAGACAUCAGCAAGCUCAGCAAAUCUGGUGAAAACAGAAAUAAACAAAAUUCAGGGACCCCAGCGCUCAAAAUCCUUCAUCGAACGAACAUCAAAGCCUCCCCAGAACGAUUCAAGACCUCAGGAGCCACCAGCAAUGACCACCAACAAAUCCAAACCACCAAGUAUCCCAACAAUCGAGCAUAAUCCUGUUCCACCAAUGCCUGCACCCAAGCCUGAUGAUGAUCUCGACAGAAUGAAUGCUGAAGCAGAUAUGUUAGUAGCCAAACUAACAGCUGACGAGGAGAGCCACAGAGAGGAUUUAUCAUCAAUUCCCCCUGUCACCAAUCAUCAGCCAUUGACAGCUGGUGCUCAAGAGAAAUGGUUCUACAGAGAUCCACAGGGUGAAGUUCAGGGCCCCUUUCUUGCGAAUGAAAUGGCUGAGUGGUGCAGAGCUGGUUAUUUCACAUCGGGUCUACUGGUGAGACGAACGUGUGACGAGAGAUAUGCAACACUAGGUGAUCUAAUGACAAUGUGUGGCAGAGUCCCUUUUAUUCCAGGCCAUCCAAUUCCCCCCCUCAAACUUGCUGAACAACCAGUUAUUCCACCACCCAUUACCAAUCCAGUACCAACUGGAUUACCUGGCAGUGCCUUACCCAAACCUGGAAUCGACGAUCCACUGCUCAUGUAUCAGCACCUGAGAUUAUUGCAGAAUCAGCAGGUGUUGCUCAGACAAAUGAAGAGUUCAGCAUUUACCAAACUCUCGCAGUCUGAGCACUUUGGUACACUGAGUGCUGUCGAGCAGAAUCAAUUGAUAAUGCAGUGUGUCAUGCAGGAUCCUGAGAUACGUGAAUUAUCGAUUAAUCAGAGCCCAUUUGUCAAUCCACUUGGGUCAACAACGUCCAAUCCUGUUAUGCAACUGUUUAAUCAAAUGCAACAGGCCAAGACCCAGAGUGAUAAUCACAUGCCAUCAACAGCGCACCCACCAAUCGAUCCUAUUCAGCAGUUUAUCCAGAAAAUUGGCACUGGACAGAAUUUACCACCACCACAGUCAACAAUAACUCCAACAAUUAAUCCACCACCAGCUCAACCAUCACAGGAGGAUAAUCCCAUAAAAUCGUUGCUACGACAGCUUCAAGUCAGUGCCAAUGGACACCCCCAGGCCCAUCCGAUAGAUUCGAUUUGGCCACAGCCCCCACCACAGAUCAAUCCACAAUUCAAUGCCCAGAAUUGGCUGGCCCAGGUGGGACAACUGCCACCAAUGCCACCAGGACAAAUGCCAAAUUCUCUGUGGGACUUGCAUACCAAGGAAAUGAAGACUGAACAACAGAUACUAGAGGAGCAGAACAUUAAAAUACAAGAGGACAGGAAGAAAGAGGAAUUGAGAAGACAGGAGGAGAUUCUGAGACAGGUAGAGGAUGAGACUGUCAAGAGGAAAUUCGAGGCCGAGGUGCGGGUAAGACAGCUGGAGGAGGCAAAGCGAAAGGACGAGGAGAAGAGGCGCAGGGAGGAUGAGAAGAGGCGAAAGGAGGAGGAGAAACGUAAGCAGGAGGAGGAAUUGAAGAAGAGAGAGGAGAAGAAGCGUAAGGACGAGGAGAAAAAACGAGAGGAGAAACGUAAAAUCGAUGAGGAGAAUAAUCGGAAGAAGCAGGAGGAGGAGAAGAAGAAACGCGAGGAGGCGAAGAGACAGGAGGAGAAAGUCAAGAAGGAGGAGGACAGGCGAAGAAAGCUGGAGGAGGAGCAGGUGAAGAGGCAGGAAGAGGAGCGUUUGAAGAGAGAGGAGGAAAAUCGUAAGAGGGUGGAGUUGGAAGAGCAGGCGAGGAGGGCAGAUCAGAGGCGUAGAGAGGUUGAGGCCCUCAAGAAACUUCAGGAGAGGAGUAAAGCGCCUUGGGCACGGGCUCAGCAUGCACCACCUGUGGCGAAUCAUGCAUCUCUCGCUGAAAUUCAGAGGCUCGAGCGUGAGAAGAAAGCUGAGGAGAUGCGUAUACAGCAGCAGAUGCAGCAGCAAAUUGCUCAGCAAAAGGCUGUGGAGGCGGCCAAGGAGGCGGCUGUCUUGGACUCGUCGAAACGUCUUCAGUUCAAGUGGGCUGAGAAGGCCGCACCCACCACCAAACAGCCACAGGUCAAGAGUCUAGCUCAGAUCCAGCAGGAGGAGCAGGAACGCAUUGCCAAGGUCAAGCAGCAGGAGAAGGAACGCCAGGAGAAGGCCAAUCAGAAGGAGACAGCUGUUGUGACGCAGAAUGCUGGUAUCUGGGGUACUGCCUCACAAUCUCUAAACUGGGCACCAGCUAAUUCUGGUAUUGAUUAUAAAGGGGGAAAGAAUUGGUCAGGUAGUGGAUUUUGGGAUGAACCUGUACCUAGCAAACCUGCAACUGUUGUUAAGCCACAGCCGGUGGCUAAAGUCAAUCAACAGACAGCUCCUAAGAGUAAUGUCAGUGGACCUCCACAGCAGAAUAAUAAAGUGGCUAAGGGCAAGGUCAAGAAGGAGGAGGAAAUUGUUAAGAAACUCUUUGAGAAUAACACUGCCAAGACGGACGAUUUUCAGCAGUGGUGCUUCAGGGCACUCUGUGGAUUACAACCGUCCGUUGAUAUCCCAACGUUCAUUGGUUUUCUGAAGGAUAUCGAGUCGGCUUAUGAGGUUAAGGAAUAUGUCAGGAUGUACCUGGGGGAUAGUAAACAGACUACGGAAUUUACGAAACAGUUCUUGGAGAAGAGAAGUAAAUUGCGAUCCGCUCAGAGACCCAGGGCUGAGGCUGAUGAUCUUUGUAAACCUGCACCUGCUGUCAAUCCUAAUGCUCCUAUGGAGUUCCAGGAGGUCAAGGGAAAGGCGAAGAAACCAAAAAAAGGAAAGAUGUGCAAAGUUGACAGCAGAAUUCUUGGCUUCAGUGUAACUGCAGCAACUGAUCGUAUCAAUGUUGGAGAUCGAGAUUAUGGUGAAGGCGUUUGAACGUCCAGCCAAAUUUCCAAUGAAAAAUCGAACGCAAAGAAAGACAAACUGUUUUACUGUUAGGAAGAGAAUCUUUUGACGACAAAGGGGAUGCUCGACUUAUCAGAUUGGUUCGUUAUUUAUUUAUAUUUUUUUAAGUUGAAAAAUAAUGAUCCGGUAAUAUUGGACGAACAAUUCUACGAUGGAAGGAAGCAGUUUGAUUCUACCGAGACGUAUAAUGCAGGACUAUGAAAACACUUGUAUAUACAAAAGAUGUGAAUAUUAAAGAAAUGAUAAAACGAUUCAACUGCAUGAAUACUUAGCAAGUGCGUAUUGAUUGUACUAUUUUUUUUUUCUAACAUCUUUCCUCUCAUUGAAACGAAUAUGUGUCAGCAAUAGAAAUAUUAAAUCCGCUGAUAUUCAAUUAUUGAAAACGAUAAUUUCAUGAAUACAAGGCAAAAAGAAGUAAAAACGAAGUUAUUGAAAA
Fopius arisanus is the source of this 4707-nucleotide messenger RNA. It is a transcript of the gene Gyf, whose product is annotated as GIGYF family protein Gyf. Lineage: Eukaryota; Metazoa; Arthropoda; Insecta; Hymenoptera; Braconidae. Bases 99 to 4241 code for a protein of 1380 amino acids. The transcript is spliced from 5 exons. The record is from RefSeq and is a predicted model, not a curated record. Gene Ontology annotation, molecular function: protein binding. Gene Ontology annotation, cellular component: cytosol.